Prorocentrum cordatum is the source of this 1713-nucleotide messenger RNA. The record is from the annotation of a GenBank genome assembly. Lineage: Eukaryota; Dinophyceae; Prorocentrales; Prorocentraceae.
UCCAGCCUGAACCCACGCAGCGAAUUAUCCGUAGCCAUUUGGCUCAAGGGAUCGGGCAUUGAUCGCCCUAUUAGGGCCUUUACACACUACUUGCAUACUGCAUCGUUGGUUCCCCAUUUGUUGCCACUUGGUUGUCUACUUCUGCUGGCCAGCUCAAUUUGGUAGGAUGGGGGCUGCUUGGAAGUCAGCGUGGACUAUCUUCCAGGUGAUGGCAUUCACGCCCUCGACACACGCUCUCGCUCUCCAACACGACUUGGCGGGGGCCGACGUGCCGGACGAGACCGGCGCCCUUGAGAGGGUAUUCGCGAAGCUCCAGGCCACAGCGACGGCCCCAACUGCACGGUGGAUCAGAAUGACUGCUACAUCAGGACCGGCGGGUUCAGUGGAGUGCGUCAUCAAUGAGAUCGCAUUUUAUUCCGAUGGAGGCUUCCUUGCCCAAGUGUCAUUGAACGCCGCCAUAUUCUCGGGGAUGGGGCCAUCCAUUGGUCAGUGUUCUGAAUGCAACGGGUUUGAGUGCAGGUCCCCAGACUGCUCGCUUUCCAACAUCAUGGACGGGAAUUGGGCCAUGUCGGGUUCGGCAGGGACUUAUCAUUCUUUCUACACCAUUGGAACAGCUUGGUACUUCGAGUUUGUGACCGCUUCGGCCGUAGGUGGGAUGAAGAUGACCACAGCAGACUGGGGCACAGUGUCAUUCAAGCUUGAGGCAAGCAUUGAUGGCAUUACCUGGAGGGAUUUGGCAGUCUCACCAAGUACAACUAUUAAAGGAGCUGCUAUCGAAUACUUGAUCUCCGAGCCUCCCACGGCUUCCCCCACGCCGGCCCCGACGACGAGCCCGACCUCGUCCCCGACGCCCAGUCCGACGAGCAGCCCGACAAGCAGCCCGACCUCGCCCCAGACGCCCAGCCCGACGCCCUCGCCGACUGACACCAGCCCCACGCCGAUUCCGACAGCGCCCCCGCAAGUUUCCGCGUCUGGCGAUCCGCAUUUGACGAACGUCUACGGUGAGCGAUUUGACCUGAUGCGGCAGGGCCAGAUCUUGCUCAUCAAUAUCCCACGUGGAAAACCUGUGGAUUACGCGCUGCUCGUCGUGCAGGCCGACGUGCGCCAAAUGGGUGAGCAGUGCGCGGACAUGUAUAUCCAGAGGCUGAACAUCACAGGGGCGUGGGCGGACGAGGCGCACGCCGGCGGCCUCACCUUCGAUGCCAAGGCGGCGCACGAGGCAGGCGCCGGGUGGGCGAAGUUCGGCCCGAUGGAGCUCAAAGUCGCCCACGGGCGCACGGAGAGGGGCAUCCCGUACCUGAACUUCUACGCCAAGCACCUCGGGAAGGCUGGCUUUGCCGUCGGAGGUCUGCUGGGAGAAGAUGAUCACACCGAGGUUUCGACGCCCGAGGCAAAGUGCGGCAAACAGGAAAUAUCCCUUUCGCGUCUUUUCGGAACGACGCGUGUAGCGCCGAGUUCGGCUCCGAGUUCUGUCGCGGUGGCGAGCUUGGACUGAGGUCCGAUGGCCCAGUUUCACCCGCUCCUUUUGUUCUGGGCGCGUUCUAGGCCUUUUGCUCCACAGCUCUGGGCGCGUUCUAGGUUUUUGGCUCUUUGGAUUCUUUCGCGUUCCUGUCUCUGAAGCCCCCCUUCGGGAUAGAAAAAAAACCCACGCAGCGAAUUAGUGUGAGCCAUGUAGUGCAAUUCAGCGCAUCGCAAAUCGACGCAAUGCGGUGC